AUGGCAUCCGCCCUCCCCAGCCACAGCUACAGCCCCAACCUCAACAUCAACACCGGCCCAUCCAUCCCCGGCCUCGCCCCCAACCCCGGUCCCAUCUCCUCCUCACCCACGCCCUACGCCUCCUUCCUCACCGCCUCCAGCCUCCCACCCCAAUACCUGGAGGCCGCAUACCUCCUGGGGCCCACGCUCUGGAAAGCCUCGCACCAAUACCCGCACGCCGCGCUGUACAGCCUGUACAUCCCACCUGAUGCCUUCUUUGCUGCCGCCGCCGACGCCGCCGCCGCUCAGACAAACAACUCCAACUCCAGCAGCACCAGCUCAGACAAGGCGAAGUCAGGAGCAAAAUCGAAACUGCCCCUCAUCAUCACCGUGCACGGCACGGGCCGACAAGCAGGCGCGAUGCGCGACGCGCUGAUUCCGCUGGCGGAGCGGGCGGGCGCCGUGGUGCUGGCGCCGCUGUUUCCCAUGGGAGUCGGGGACGGGAAUGAUGUGGAUGGCUACAAGGGGCUUUUGUUUGAGCAUGAGUUCGAGGAAGGAGGCGGGGACUUUAUGCGCGUGCGGUACGACCUGGUACUGCUGGAAAUUCUGGAGGAGAUUAGGGUGAGGUGGGAGGGCGUGGUGGAUACGGAGGAGGAGGUGUAUCUGACCGGGUUCAGUGGUGGGGGACAGUUUGCGCAUCGGAUGUGGUGGCUGUAUCCGGAGCGGUGGAGGGGGGUCAGUGUGGGGGCGCCGGGGAGUAUUACGGGGUUGGAUUGGGGGGUGGACUGGCCCGAGGGCGUGCGGGAUGCGGCCAGGGUGUUUGGGCGGGGCGUCGAGGCGGAGAAGGUAAGUGGGGUGGCGGACGUGCAGCUGGUUGUGGGGGAGCUGGAUACUGAGCCGCGGGGGGAGGGAGUUCUGGAUGUCUUACCGGGGGGAAGAGGCGAUCGGGUGAGGAAGAGGGCGGAGCCGAACCGACGAGAAGUUAUGGAGGCGUUGAGAAAUCAGUUGGUGGGGAUUGGGGUUGAGGCAGAGGUGGACGUGGUGCCUGGCGUCGGGCAUGAUGCGGAAGGGGUGUUUCCUGUCGUGGAAGAAUGGCUUGAAAGAGCGAUGAGUAAAGGCUGA
This is a messenger RNA of Cyphellophora europaea CBS 101466, 1101 nucleotides long. RefSeq lists its product as uncharacterized. Lineage: Eukaryota; Fungi; Ascomycota; Eurotiomycetes; Chaetothyriales; Cyphellophoraceae. The record is from RefSeq and is a predicted model, not a curated record. Bases 1 to 1101 code for a protein of 366 amino acids. The transcript has a single exon.